AGGGCUACCAUAGAAUCCAGUCUCAGUGAAAGUUUUUAACAGGAGCUAACAAAUCUGAUUCAUCCGGGUUACCUGUCGGAAUGCAGCAGGUGAGGCUGUGGUUAAAUACCUGCAGUGGGCGGGGCUUAAUCCAGUCUGACAGAAACAGAUCCCCGACCUUUGAAACCAACAGGGAGGGAGAGAGAGCGCAGAGGACUGGGGCUUAGACCACAAUCAUGGCUACGGAUUUAUCCCAGGACUCCGUGCUCCAAUUCCUCCGGAGCGCAGGAGGCUCGGCUAAGAACGCGGACCUGCUGCUGCACUUCAGAGACUUCAUCCGAGACCAUGCGGACCGGGACCGGAACCGGGAGCUCUUCAAGAAGUGUGUCAACACCCUGGCCACCGUGCAACAGCUCGACGGAGUCUCCUAUGUGGUUCUCCGGAGGAAAUUCAAAGGGAGAGUCCCGGGUGGAGGUGAAGGGGACUUCUCAGGGCCACAGAGACCUUCCCCCGGGAUGAAGAGAGAUUCCUCCCCGGGGACCGAGCGACUGAGCCCGGCUGUGAGCGCGGAGAAGCCUCGGAAGAAAGUUCAGCCCAGGGAAGUGACAACCUCCGCCCCGCAGGGAGUGAACGCCACGAAAACAAUCCUACCUGCAGCUGGGAUCAUGCUCAAUAACAACAACAAUGUGAAGACUAAUCUAAACCUGAAACAGCACCCAGAAACCAACAAACCAGGUCUUUAUGGUGGACCAGCAGCGGCUCAGACCCCCAGUCUACCACAGCCUGCACCCCUGGAUCAGAGCACUAAAAUAAUACAGAGUGACAUGAGGUCUCAGCCACCAGCUCCUGGGAUUACACCUGUUGUCUCUGCUGUCAGGCAUCAUGGAGAAACCAGGCAGCAAGUCCCAGUCCAACAGCCUCCCCUCAGAGGCAGGGACGCUGAGCUGAAGACCCCCAGCUUCUCAGAGCCUCCUGCCCAAGACUGGAGCUCUAAAAUAGGGCAGCACAACGUUGGUUUUGCCCCCCCAUCCUCUGGCAUCACACCUGUGGUCUCUGCAGUCAGACAACAUGUAGAAACCAGUCAGCAAAUACCGGUCCAAGAACCCUACAGAGGGAGGGAGGCAGAAGUUAGGACACCCAGUUUCUCGGAGCCUCCUGCCCAAGACUGGAGCACUAAGACGGGGCAAAGUAAGGUUGGAUUUGCACCCCCAUCCUCUAGCAUCACACCUGUGGUCUCUGGAGUCAGACAACAUGGAGAACCCAGACAGCAAAUAACGGUCCAAGAACCUUAUAGAGGGAAGGAGGCUGAGCUGAAGACCCCCGGCUUCUCUGAGCCUCCUGCUCAAGACUGGAGCUCUAAAGCGGGGCAACGUAAGGUUGGUUUUGCCCCCCCAUCUUCUGGCAUCACACCUGUGGUCUCUGGAGUCAGACAACAUGUAGAAACCAGGCAGCAAAUACAGGUCCAAGAACCCUACAGAGGGCGGGAGGCAGAAGUUAGGACCCCCAGCUUCUCAGAGCCUCCUGCCUCAGAUCAGAGCUUUAAAAUGGGCCAACAGGUGAUGGGUUCGGGCCCUCCAGCUCCAGGAAUAACACCUGUGGUCCCUGUUAGACAUACAGAGGAAACCUUCAGGGUCCCAGAGACCAUCAGAGGGACGGGAGCUGGUCUGCAGCCUGGAGGUGGUCUUCAUCAGGAGCCUCCUCCUCCUAAUCAGGUGAAUGUUAAAUCUCAGGUUGUGCGCCGCCACAGACACAGGAAGAGCUACAAGUCUGCUGUAUCUUAUGACGAGGACGAGCAGCAGGAGGAGGAGGAAGAGGAGGAGGAGGUCCCAGCCAGGCGGUGUUCAGCAGGUGGAGAGUGGCCCCUGAGUGUUCCUCUGGGGAACAUGGGGAAGGCCAUCUCCGCCUCCUCGCCAUGCAUCAUAGACGUUCCCUCUGUUGCCCCCUCCUCUUCAUCAGAGAAGAGUCUCCCGAAGAUUUACGUCCAGGAUGUUGAGGUGGAAAGGCCGCCCCCUAGAGGUGGGCCAGGCUGGAGCUUUGAAUCAGGGGCCGGGAUAAGAGGACAGUGGGCAGGGGCCGGAUUAGGACCUGGGUCCAUCAGACACAGCUUGGAGGCGGAGCAUCACACACAGUCAUCACAGUCGGCGCCUCAUUACGAUGUUUACGUGGACCGACGGUUCUCACAGCCUGCAGCUUACCUGCAGGAACAGAGAGUGGUGCAGCAGAACCAGAGAGGUUCUCUGUCAUCCAGCACCAGCAACAUCUACUCCCCCUCUCCUGACUCCGGUCUCUCCAUCAGAGACUGGCCGAUGUCCGGCUCCCCCAGAGGAUCGGGGUGGAACAGCAGCUUGGAGGAUCUACCGGAAAGAACAGGUCAUCACAUGAGAAGCCGGUCUCCAAUCCAGGAAGUCCUCCAGCGAGCCCAAAAGACCAGAGCGGAGCCUUCGAUGCUUCAUGCUGGCAGUAAAGUCCAGACUCCCUGGCAUCACUCGACAGGACAUCUCCUCGACGACCAGGAACACAAAGCUCAUUCAUCACCAUUCCAUCACUCCAGUGACUAUCUCCAUGAGAACCAGCAGUCUGCAGCCAGGGUCAAACCGUGGCACCUCUCCACAGGUGAUCUCUACGAUGACCACCGUGAGGCGGAGCUAAGUGAGAGCUCCACCCCUUCACCGACGAUGCGCCAGCACGCAGGCGUCCCCCGGCGUCUCAGCAGCCACCUGCGGAGCCGGAUGUGUCGCAGCAUGGGGGCCGACCUGGACCAGCUCUUGCCUGAGGAGGUGAGAGGAGGAGGAGGAGGAGGAAGUGAGGCGGCCCGUCUGAACCGCCUCCACCUCAUCUCCUCCUCGCUCAGCCUUCGGUGCGGCGUGUCCUCGUCCUCGCUGUCGUCCUGCUCCACGCCGCCUCGCAGCCACAGCAUGGCUAACCUGACUGAGGCGACUGAGGGAGGAGGAGGGAAGAAGAGCAUCCCUUCUUCCUCGACUGCUGCUCAUCCUGAAGGCUCCGGGAGGCAGUCUCAGGUUCCUCUGGAGUCCAGGGAGCACGACUGGCUGGUGAAGGGGGCGGCGGGGGCGUGGCCUGACAUCUACUCUCUGUUCAGAGACGACUCUACUCUGCUCAACAGACAAGACUUCAUCUCCGGCUUCACCGUGCUGCACUGGAUCGCCAAACACGGAGACCACAGAGUCCUCAACACCUUAUGGUAUGGAGUUCAGAAGGCAGGUCUGGCCUUUGACAUAAAUGCCAGGUCAACAUGCGGACACACCCCUCUCCAUAUUGCCGCCAUCCACGGCCACAAGAGCAUCAUGCGCCUGCUGGUGAGCAAGUUCAACGCCGACGUGAAGCUGAGGGACACGGCGGGAAAGAAGCCCUGGCAGUACCUGAGCAGCUCCUCUCCACCUGAUGUCUUCCAGCUGCUGGGAGCUCCAGCGAGGGUCGCUUUAGGGGUCGGAAACGUCGCAGUCGGGAGGUCCGAGUCUUUCUGGAAACCGGAGAAGCAGCAGCGGAGACGGAGGAAACAUCACCUCUCAUCGGCGUCCUCAGCUGAGAGGCCGAUGUCAAUUUCAGCUAAAGUGAAGAGAUCAUCAUCCAUCGCUGCGUUUCUGAAACACAAAACACUGCGACACCUUCACGGACAUCAGUCUGAUUCCUCCGUUUGAACACUUUAUGGAUACAGUUCUUAGUUUGGAGGGUUGAGACCUGUUUCUGGUUUCCGAAACAUGAACACGAUGUGAAGCUGAGUUAAAGAUGAAAAAGUGGGCUGUCUCUUCACACCAACAUACUUUAUAUCUCUGGAGACUUUCACACCUGUAGGGAGGUUUACAAUCUUUAUUGACGGUGUGUUAAACUGAGAAAACUCUCAUGGGCCUCGUCUACUUAUGCACUUCUGAACACUUCUAGACAUUUUUAGGAGCUCUGCCUUUGAAAUGUUCUGACGUAGAUCUCUAUAUUCUUGCUGUGCUUUCACAUCGGCUCUCCUCGACUUCUUGGAGAUAUCAUACGAGGAUGCUGGCAGGAGGAAAAAGUCCUGGGAAGUCGGAGGGAAAACUGUGGAUGUUUUGCGCUCACACAAACAGCCAAUCCUGAGUUUGGUGCACGUGUGAACACAGCUAAAGAAGCUGCUCCAGUCUAAUUUGACUAAAGAAACUGUCCUGCAAAAGAAACGUGGUCGGCUGCCUUCACUUCAGUGGUUUCCAAUUUCUCUUUCUUUAACUGCAUCACCUUCUGACGAGUGAUGGGACACUUUUCAGGCAUCGCCAAUGGCUAGCAAUAAAGUUUCUCCGAUGUACUUUAGCGAUAUGAACCCAAAACCAGCUUCCUUGUAAUUCACUUGAUGUAAAUUUUGCUGAAUGACAUCAUGAUGCAGAAAAAGUCACACUUUGUGAGGUCUGUCCCCGAGAGAAGAGAAACCAACUUUAAAAAAUGUUUUUAAUUUCUUUUUAAUGGAGGUCGGAUCUAUCAUUUCUGAUGCAUUCAAGGACUUCUGGAAAUCUAAAUACUGAUUGGCUUUCAUGACCCAGAAUCAAGCAGAUUUGAUGCUCAGGUUGAACAUUUUGGUCUAGAACAGAUAGUUAGCUGCUCUUCAUGCAGAUAUCUGUUAUCAGUGAUAAAUAAACCCAACUCAAAUAACAGUUUAUGUGAGUCGAGGUGUCUUUGAAGAGGAUUUGGUGAGAUUGGAGUAUAGAUCAGCAGCUGUUUUAACUGCUGUGAACCAACACAUUUAUUCUAACCUAUAAUUAACCACUUCCUGAUGUGUUAAUAAGAAAUAACUGUGGAACCGGUUUAACAGGAAUUAUUUAAUGAUCUCAGGUCACAGCAGCUUCCCUCAGAGUUACACUUACUUAACUAUGUAUGCACAAAACUACGGAAGAGGAUUAGAGCAACAGAACAAACGUUUUUUAAGGUUAAGCCAGUAAGAUUAACAAAUUCUGACACUUUUUUUAAUUUCAGACUUUAAUCCCAGGCAAAAUUCUCACUUUGAAGUCGGAAUUCUGAGAUUAAAAGUCGGAAUUCUGGGAUUCUAGUCGGAAUUCCAAGAUUAGAGACGGAAUUCUAAAAUUAGAGUCGGAAUUCUGAGAUUAAAAUUUGGAAUUCUCUGAUUAAAGUUGGAAUUCCAACUUUGAUCUCAGAAUUCUCACAUCAAAGCCAAUAUUCUGAGAUUAAUGUCAGAGCUCUGAGUUUAAAGUCUGAAUCAUGAGAUUAAAGCUUCAAUUUUCAACUUUUAAAAUUUCCUUUUUAAAUGUCAGAUUUUUUUCUUUCUUUUUUUUAACUUGAUUUACACCGGUUAACAAAAAUCAAAUUAUUCAGUUGCCCUAAUCCUCUUCUGUACAAACCUCCACCAUCACUUUAUCUUGAAGUUUUUACUCAGAUUAAAAUGUCCCUGUGGCCCUUUUUGAAGCAAAUUCCCUGAACUGUAGAGGAACAAUAAGAGAGUUUCUCACGGCGAGCUGACGUUUAAUCAGCAGAGAACAUUUGAUCUUUGUCAUCUUCAAUCUCAGUCUUUGCUGGACCCUGGAUUAACAUCUCCUCUCUACUGUCCAAAGCCUGUUAACCUGUGAGUGUGGUCUUCUGACUUUAAACAGAUUACAAAGGAAUUAAAACCUUUCGGUCCAAAGACCUGGGCUCAGUCCAGAAGACUGUAACAACAGGGAGUAUCAGUGUGAGGAAUUCAGACACUGUAUCACACAGACAGCUGAGAGGGGAGUUAUCUUUGAGCGUGAGGUGAAUUGCAGCACUUCGCAGAGCGGCUCAGGUUUCUGAGCGGUUGUCUAAUGUCAUUGUUUUGAGAGGGGGAGAAAAACAGAACAAGGUCAGAGUUUAUGAGCCGCAGGAGACAAAGAGCUUCAGUUUCAGGCUGUGAUUCACUGCUGGAGACUGACUCAAUACUGCAGCUACACUUUGUCAAUGUGCACGUAAACAUUCCCCACAUUGUUUUCUGAGGAUCCAUCAUUCCACAUGUUGAUUUUUACCCCUAAAGGCUGCCUUCAGGUCCAGGUUAUUUCUGAUAGAUCAAAACUGAAAUGAAUGAGAUGUAGGAAGGAAGUGGUUCAACAUCUCACAGGGUUUUAGAAACCUCAAAGAUUCAUUUCAUGUCAAUUUUUGCCUAUUAUUCCAGGUUUUCCUUAUUCUUUCUCUCUGUUAUAAUAACAUUCUUAAACGUUGAUACAAAUGUAGUGACAUGACCCUGAUUUCAGUCUUUAUUUGACACAAGCAGGACUGAGAUUUAAAUAUCAGACUGCUCUUGGGAACAAAUAUGAACAAAUAUUAAGUUAAAACCUUUGAUGUCAGUACUAAACGUGGGCAAACUUUCAAACUGUGAGGUAAUCGUGUGUUGGAGUAAUCCCCGGAUGAGACUUCAGGCUGUUCUAAACAGCUUGUUCAAAAAGUCCCACGAGAGUUCAGCGAGAACAACACAAGAUUUCCUCAAAUCGUGACAUCAUCUCUUGGUGGAUCUCCUUAUAAGGGCGUAUUUGUCAUUUUAGAAAGAUAGAAACACAACCCAGCAUUCUGGAACCCUGGGACUCUGCGUUCCGGAAUGCUGCGUUUCUGUCCUUUAUCUCAGAAUUCUGCAGAAUGCUGGGUUCCGGAAUGCAGGGAGGGCCUUAAAGAGACAGUACCCAAAGUGCAGCGUUUCAGACAGAGACUGAGCUGUGAAUCAUUUAAAGCUACGACAAUAUAAAGCCUAAACUAUCCUUUCUUUAAUAUGGUGUCUGACAACAUAAUCUAAAGGAUUUGUACUAAUACUUUUCACUUUAAGACUAAGAUUCUUCUUUAAAUACCAUUUCAAAAACCAAAUCUUUUUACCUGAGUCUGUCAGCGGUACAUAUUUCCUGAACACAUUCAUAUCAAGAAGAUUUAUCUACAAAGGAUUACAUCAGGCGCUGCUUCAUUAUUCAGUCCUCUGCAGCAAAUCCCAAUCUUUGUGUUCCUUUCUUAACCACAGAAUAUUUACCUAGGUUUCCUAAUACCAACAUUCCUCUUUCUAAGCAGUGUAUGAAAUCUAAUUAAAAGUAUUAACAAGCUCUAAGAAUAAGACUUAAACUCUAAUGAACUGAAGUGAUCCCCCCUCCUUCUCCUGCAGAGGCUUCAUUCAUUCUUUCAGCUGUUUGUGUUUCUCAUUCACGCCCUGUAAGCACAUUGUGCUGUCACUGUCACCUUGACUUUCUUCUGUAUGCACAGCUUGUUCUUCUAACAUUAUUACUGCAUGGUUGCGUGGUGUAUUCAAGUACUGCUUGGAUAUCAGAGACUCAUUCUGAAACACUUUUCUUGAAGCUUUUCACCACCAACAACAAAACAACAUGUAUUUGGCUUUAAUGGGAACAAGUGGCUUCCUUUAGAGGAGGGAUAUCAGCUGAGAGAGUGACAGGCGGAACUUUAACAAAACAAAGACCUUUGUUUUGUUCAAAUGGAGGAUUUGCAGUAAGUGGUGUAAAAACAUUAUUAUCAUCCUUUAAUAUUCAUCACAAGGAUAAACUGUGUGUCAGAUGAUCUGCUCUGAAGUUUACUGUUAUUAUUGUAUGAUGGAGAUGUGUAGUAUUUCUGACACCACACGUCAAAGCUGAGCAAGUAUUAAACAUUUUAAAGCUGAA
This is a messenger RNA of Notolabrus celidotus (New Zealand spotty), 7565 nucleotides long. RefSeq names its product ankyrin repeat domain-containing protein SOWAHB-like. Gene Ontology annotation, molecular function: protein binding. Lineage: Eukaryota; Metazoa; Chordata; Actinopteri; Labriformes; Labridae. The record is from RefSeq and is a predicted model, not a curated record. The coding region runs from base 216 to 3635 and encodes 1139 amino acids. The transcript has 5 exons.